AUGCAUUUCACCAAGUCUCUUUUGCUGCUGGCAGCUCUCACCACCGGUGUGCUUUCUCGCGCCGAGGGUCACCAGCGCCGUCAGGCUACCAAUGGCUCUUGGUCUGAUAUCCCCUCCGAUGGUGUCUACUCUACCGAUGGAUUCGGUAGCAGCACUUCCUCAUCCGGCUCCGGUGACACCUACACCGGCAACAUUGGCAACCCUUAUGGUAGCAACAUCAUCUCUGUAUCUGCCGCCGAUGCCAGCAAGUACAAGUAUGUUGUCCAGUUCACUGGCUCCGACACUGACGACUGGACUGUCGUCAUCUGGAACAAGUACAGCUCAGAUGGUACGAUGGACGGCUGGUACGGCAAGGCCUCCACCACCUUCACUCUGUCCGCUGGUUCCACCGUCUACUACGCCUUCGAUGAGGAUUCUCAGGGUGGCUGGGCCGCAGGCAAGGGUACCACUAUCCCCACCAACAGCCUGGGUAGCUACGCCUCCACCUGGGGCGAGUUUGACUUCGGCUCUACCGUCAACAGCGGCUGGUCUGGCUUUGAUGUCUCUGCCAUCCAGGCCCAGCAGGCUAAUAUGAAGGUCCAGGGAAUGAAGAUCUGCUCUGCUCUUAGUGACGGUACUUGUUCUUCAAUUACCUCCGACGGCACUGCUAGUAACGCCUAUACCGCUGCCGAGGCUGCCAUUGGCGGUAUUGGUGGCAACUAUCCUGCUGGUCCCCAGCGCCUGUCUGCCAUUAUUGACUACAGCGGGUAA
This is a messenger RNA of Penicillium taxi, 750 nucleotides long. RefSeq names its product putative allergen. Gene Ontology annotation, molecular function: IgE binding. Gene Ontology annotation, cellular component: extracellular region. The transcript has a single exon. Bases 1 to 750 code for a protein of 249 amino acids. Lineage: Eukaryota; Fungi; Ascomycota; Eurotiomycetes; Eurotiales; Aspergillaceae. The record is from RefSeq and is a predicted model, not a curated record.